This is a messenger RNA of Colias croceus (clouded yellow), 5523 nucleotides long. It is a transcript of the gene InR, whose product is annotated as insulin-like receptor. NCBI's taxonomy places the organism in Eukaryota, Metazoa, Arthropoda, Insecta, Lepidoptera, Pieridae. Gene Ontology annotation, molecular function: insulin receptor substrate binding; ATP binding; insulin receptor activity. Bases 243 to 4508 code for a protein of 1421 amino acids. The transcript is spliced from 26 exons. Gene Ontology annotation, biological process: positive regulation of phosphatidylinositol 3-kinase/protein kinase B signal transduction; positive regulation of MAPK cascade; cell surface receptor protein tyrosine kinase signaling pathway. The record is from RefSeq and is a predicted model, not a curated record. Gene Ontology annotation, cellular component: insulin receptor complex; membrane; axon.
GUCGUUCGUGAUAACUUGUCUGUUGUUGGUCCGCUCUCUAUCGCGCGUUGUGUUUACAACUGUGUUUUUGUUAUUGCUUUAAAAUAGAACCUGUGACAGUGACAUAGUGAAAUAUAUUGUAUGUUAUCAUACUCUAUUAUACAAAUACAUUAAUAACAGUGGUUAGAGAAGUGCAGACAGCCACGGCACGCGCCGAGCUCAGCUCGGGACAUGCGGGCAGAGGCGAGCGUUCGCGCGGCGUAAUGCGGCGCGCGGGCGACUGGGUUGCGUGGCCGGCGGCGGCAUGCGUGCUGCUGCUAGCCUGCGACUGCGCAUGCGCCAUCGAAAUGGUUGCACCUGGGAUAUGUCCCUCAAUCGACAUCAGGAACAACCUGGAGAAGACGAAGAAGCUCCAGGAGUGCCGCGUGAUCGAGGGGAACCUGAACAUCGUUCUGAUGGAGCACGUCACACAUGCUUCCUUCGAGAAUUUCUCUUUCCCCCAUCUACGUGAGGUCACCGGAUAUGUUUUGAUUUAUAGACUAAGGCGUUUGAGAAACCUCGGCGACCUGUUCCCAAAUCUGUCCGUGAUACGAGGCCUGCAGCUAUUCAAGGAUUUUGCCCUCGUCAUUUUUGACAAUGAAGGUCUCGAGUCCCUAGGUCUCCGUUCCCUUUCUCGUAUCGAGAGAGGAGCGGUGCGGAUACAGAACAACGACCGGCUGUGUUACGUGAACACCAUCGAUUGGUCCAAGAUCGUGGCCAAGACAGAGCAUAAUAUUAUUGGGUCGAACUACGACACGCGGCUCUGCGGCCUGUGCCCGCACGCGCAGAGCCGCAUGAAGGACCGGCAGGACCACAUGCAGUGUCCCGCGGACUCGUCCGGCCGGCUGCUCUGUUGGGACGAGAAUAACUGCCAGAAGCGAGACUGCCCAAGCGCGUGCGGCGACCGCGGUUGCUACGGCAACGACACGUGCUGCCACUCGACCUGCCUCGGCGGCUGCGACGGGCCGCUGCCCAGCGACUGUCACGUGUGUGCCAACUUCUCGUUCCGAUACGGCGCAGAGCGGACGUGCAUGGAACGAUGUCCUGCUAACACUUAUCAGUUGGCGCGUCGCUGCGUCACAGAGCAGGAGUGCCGCUCGAUGCCGGUGCCGCCGGGCGCGGUCGGACUGCAAGCGCCGAACAUCAAGGCGUACAAGAUACUCAACAACGAGAAGUGCGUGUACGUCUGCCCGAGCGGGUACAUUGAGACAGGAGAGCCUCACAACUCGAAGUGUGUGCCGUGCCCGCAGUCGGGCUGCCAGCGCGAGUGCGAGGGCGGUAACAUCGACUCGAUAUCCGCGGCUGAGAAGUUCCGCGGAUGCACACACAUACUGGGCAACCUGGAGAUUGUGCUGAGAGCCAGUGGAGGGAACACAAUGACAGUGCUAGAGAACACGCUGGGCGAGAUCAGAGAGAUAACGGGCGCGUUGCGAGUGAUUCGUUCAUACCCGCUCGUGUCGCUCAUGUUCCUGAAGAACUUGCAGCGGAUUGGUGGCGGACCCAACAUCGACAAUAAACCGAACAUGCACAGCCUGUACAUAUUCAACAACCCGAACCUUGAAAUGCUCUGGGAAUGGACACCGGGCAAACAAAUAGAGAUAUCCUCCGGUCGACUCUUCAUCCAUUUCAACCCGAAACUCUGCUACGACAAGAUAGAGAAGCUCAGGAAUAUGACCCGGGACCCGGCGAGCGACUUCAGCUCGAUAGAAGUGUCCCCGGAUAACAAUGGAGACCAGGCUUCUUGUCUGAAAGACACGUUGGAACUGAAGGUGUUCUCAAUGUUCAAGAUAGUUGGUUCCUCUGGAGUACUGCUCACGUGGAACAUGUAUUGUCCAGAAGACAUGAGACAGUUACUCGGCUACUCGAUAUAUUAUAUACAGGCGGAACAGAAUGUGACCAUUUAUGGGCAGAGGGACGCUUGCUCGGAUAUUUGGAGCGUACGGGACAUACCACUGGACGAAGUACGGAACGCUACAGCCGCGCCCAAGAGCAAGGAAAACGUACUAUCGAGCCCUUGUGAUGACUUACAACCGCUCUUCCAUCCACUGUCGUACUUGACUCCGUACACUCGGUACGCUGCGUACGUGAAAACGUACACGACGUCACAGUACAGUAAGGGCGCUCAGAGCCCGAUCAUUUACUUCACUACUCUGCCUGGACCGCCCAGUCCGCCAACCGGGCUCACAGCAUCAGUGCGCCAACACUCAGCCACCAUCAGCUGGUCACCGCCGUCCAUGCCCAACGGCACUAUCGCGCUCUACCGCGUAGAGAUACAAGCCAACGCGUAUAACCACCACAAGAUACUUACUGAGAACCUAAAUUACUGCAAUAAUCCAAGCGUGCUAGCAAACGUGAUAGCGGUCCGCGGUGAAGAAGUCGUCCCGAAAAAAGAGGACAAAUCGACAGGCGACGUAAAGAGCGGGACCUGUGCGUGUAAAGAAGAACCUGAACCAGCGGUGCGGUUCACUUCGGUUGCUGAGGAGGAACGCGUCGAGAGUAUAUACUUUGAGAACGAGCUGCAGAAUUUCGUGUACAUAAAGAACCGCAACAAGCUGGUGGGCGGGUCGUCCCGCGCCAACCGCACGCGGCGCUCCAUCGACAACUCGCUCAACAGCAUGCUCGUCAUACUCAGCGACACGCACGCGCCCGGCGCCGGACUCAACUACUCCAACGAGACUGACGGCACGUACGUAAAGUCCCUGUACUACGAGCUGAGCGGCGACACGCACUCACUCACAGUGGACAAUCUGCGACACUUCACGUGGUACACGGUCAACAUAUGGGCGUGUAGGAAGAAGGAGGACGGCGAAUGCUGCUCUACCGAGCGGGCGUAUUAUAACUUCCGGACUUUAGAAAGAUUGAACGUGGAUGUAGUACGCAAAGUGCGUGCUGAAGUGGUGCCGUCAAAUAAAACAUUGUCUGAGGUGAACGUCACGUGGUUGCCGCCAGAGGACCCCAAUGGGUUCGUGGUGGCGUAUAACGUGUACCAUUCCAGAGUAGAAGACUCCACUCAGACACAAGACGUGGGCGUAACAAACUGUAUCAGCGCGAACGACUACGAGAACUACGGGCGCGGGUUUCUAAUGCGGAAUCUUGCGGCUGGCAACUACAGUAUACGGGUCACUCCGCUCACUGUGAGCGGGGUGGGCAAUGUGUCCUCCGAGAUAUUCGUGUUUAUACCGGAGGUGCGGCUGGAGGGCGGGUACGAGUGGGUGUGGGGCGUGGCGGGCGGCUGCGCGGUGGUGGCGUGCGCGGCGGCGGCCGGCGCGUGGUGGGCCCGCCGCGCGCGCACGCACGACGCCAACAAGCUGUUCGCCAGCGUCAACCCGGAGUACGUGUCCACCGUGUACGUGCCCGACGAGUGGGAGGUGCCGCGCGCCAGCGUCGAGUUCGUGCGCGAGCUGGGCCAGGGCAGCUUCGGCAUGGUGUAUGAAGGGGUUGCAAAGAACAUUGAAAAAGGCAAACCAGAAACUCGGUGCGCUGUGAAAACUGUCAAUGAACAUGCCACUGACAGGGAGCGCAUCGAGUUCCUGAACGAGGCGUCAGUGAUGAAGGCGUUCGACACGUUCCACGUGGUGCGGCUGCUGGGCGUGGUGUCCCGCGGGCAGCCCACGCUUGUGGUCAUGGAGCUGAUGGAGCACGGCGACCUCAAGACGUACCUGCGCAGUCACCGCCCCGACGCCGACAACCAGGCUGAGGCGCCGCCCACGCUGCAGAACAUACUGCAGAUGGCUAUAGAGAUAGCCGACGGUAUGGCAUACCUAUCGGCCAAAAAAUUCGUGCACCGUGAUUUAGCGGCGCGCAACUGUAUGGUCGCGGGAGACCUCACCGUCAAGGUCGGGGACUUCGGCAUGACCAGAGACAUUUAUGAGACUGAUUAUUAUAGGAAAGGCACCAAGGGCCUCUUGCCGGUCCGAUGGAUGAGUCCUGAGAGCUUGAAAGAUGGGGUAUUUUCAAGCAAUACAGACGUAUGGAGUUAUGGUGUAGUUUUAUGGGAGAUGGCAACACUUGCUAUGCAGCCUUACCAGGGUCUGUCGAACGAGCAAGUGGUGCGGUACGUGGUGGAGGGCGGCGUGAUGGAGCGGCCGGAGCACUGCCCCGACCGGCUGUACGAGCUGAUGCGUGCGUGCUGGGCGCACCGGCCCGCCGCGCGGCCCAGCUUCCUGCAGCUCGUGGCCGACCUGGCGCCCAACGCGCAGCCCUACUUCCGCCACCGCUCCUUCUUCCACACGCCGCAGGGCCAGGAGAUGUACGCGCUGCAGCGGACUGCCGCGGAAGAGCAAGAGAUGCAGGAAGUGAACGUGGGCGCCGUAGCGACAGGCUCCGGCUCCAAUCUAUUCGGCGUGUCUGGCCGUAUCGCGUCCUGGGUUCGAGAACUUUCUUCCCUCCGUUCACGAACCUCAGAUGACGCAGCUGCAGAACCGCUCCAGCCCUUACAACCGGAGCGCAAAGCUGCACCCAACGGCACGCUCUCGCAGCCGCCCUGCUAGCCCUCGCACUCGCGCUCCACCACAUGGGAAUAGACAAGAGUCACUUCUAGUGCUCUAUGGAUGGAACACGCUCGAUUGACUCGCAACUGUCACUUCUAGUUUCUAUACAUCGGUGACUUGUCAAAGAAUGGAUCCGCGUUGGGUAUGACCAAGAAGCUUAUAUCUAAACUGGACAUUUCAGUAUGAACAUUUAACUUGUAACAAGAAAAUAUGACAUUGAAUGACGCCUGUAUGUUUUUUUAUCCCUUUCACACCUAACUUGGUCACCCCCACAGAAAGAGAUAAAAAACAUACAGGCGUCAUUCAAUGUCAUAUUUUCUUGUUACAAGUUAAUGUUCAUACUGAAAUCUCCAGUGUAUUAGAUAUAAGCUUCUUGGGUAUGACUUGUAUAAUCGAUUGAUACAAGUUGUAUCGUGUCAAUGGUAGUAAAGAGUAAAAUCAUAUAGCGGCUGUUGUAAUUAGGGACAGAUAAUUACUAACUUUAAUUUUGACGAUUAUUUUUAAUGCUGACAUACAUUCUUCAAUGAUUUUAUUUUAAUUAUAUUAAUAUGAUAAUUCAAAUAUUUAAUGUUACCCACAAAUGAUUACUACAAUACUAAUAAAAAUUAUGAUUAUAUGACAUAAAUAAUACACUAAGAUUAGUCACUAUUUGAUUUUAUUCUUUAGUGAUUCCAGCUAUAUAGACUUUGCAUUUCAUAAUUUUUAAUUGUUAUCGUCGCUUAUGGCAUAUCGUAUAUAUUCUGACGAUAUUAUUAAUGUUAUUUUACUAUAACAAUUGUUAAACAUAUGAGCAUUUAUUAUAUUUAAUCACUUUGCACAAAAUGGACCUUGUACAGAUAAAUUUUUCAUAAAUGCAAUAUAAGCGACGAUGUGAAUUAUUUUUAAUUAAAUUUAUAAUUGUAUAGUUAGGGAUUGUUUCGAGAGGAAAUGCACCUUAUUAUUGUUAUAAUUUAAGUAAAAUUUAUCGUACCAGCAGUGAAAUGAUUAAAGUAUUCAAUGUGUUCUUAUCAAAUUG